This is a messenger RNA of Drosophila obscura, 970 nucleotides long. RefSeq names its product SUMO-conjugating enzyme UBC9-B (gene lwr). Gene Ontology annotation, cellular component: nucleus. Bases 239 to 718 code for a protein of 159 amino acids. Gene Ontology annotation, molecular function: SUMO conjugating enzyme activity. NCBI's taxonomy places the organism in Eukaryota, Metazoa, Arthropoda, Insecta, Diptera, Drosophilidae. Gene Ontology annotation, biological process: protein sumoylation. The transcript has 2 exons. The record is from RefSeq and is a predicted model, not a curated record.
AAAAUCCGCGGUCACACUGUCUGGCUCGCGUCCGAGAAAAAAUUGCGCUAGAAUUUGCAAAACUAAAAGAUUUUUUUUUUGCCGGAAAAAAGGCAUAGAAUUUUGCAAUCUGAGCAUCGUCGGUUGACGAACAAAGAGGCGACUUGACGCGUAGCAGCGUGUACAGCAUAGUGAUAAAGAAGAGGAGGAAAAGACAUUUUCCAACAACAAUUGCAGCACAGACUAGGCUGAAUACAAGAUGUCUGGCAUUGCUAUAACACGAUUGGGCGAGGAGCGCAAGGCCUGGCGUAAGGACCAUCCAUACGGAUUUGUUGCUCGCCCCGCCAAGAAUCCCGAUGGCACCCUCAACCUAAUGAUUUGGGAGUGCGCCAUUCCCGGAAAGAAGUCCACCCCCUGGGAGGGGGGCCUCUACAAGCUUCGCAUGAUUUUCAAGGAUGACUAUCCAACCUCUCCGCCGAAAUGCAAAUUUGAGCCACCUCUCUUCCAUCCUAACGUGUAUCCGUCGGGCACUGUCUGCCUCUCGCUGCUGGAUGAGGAGAAGGACUGGCGCCCGGCCAUCACCAUUAAGCAAAUUCUUCUGGGCAUCCAGGAUCUGCUCAAUGAGCCGAACAUCAAGGAUCCGGCCCAGGCCGAGGCUUACACUAUUUACUGCCAGAACCGCCUGGAGUAUGAGAAACGUGUGCGUGCACAGGCCCGUGCCAUGGCCGCUACCGAGUAAUCCCCUCUUCAACCCACACAUAGACAUUAAAAACCGAUCACCAACAAACAAACAAACCAACACACACACACCAACAAAAACAAAAACAUCUAGAAUGGCAGCAUUUUCGAGAAUGCUCUAAUAUCUUUUUACUUCUACUAAGUCUAUCUAAAUAAACAAUUACUUAUGUAUGUAUGUGAACCACGAUGUAAUAUCGGAUUUGCACUGAAAUUAUAAUUUUAUUAAAAUUGCUUCAGUGCAUACACACAAGUA